Messenger RNA from Sphaeroforma arctica JP610, 1659 nucleotides. RefSeq lists its product as hypothetical. The coding region runs from base 141 to 1562 and encodes 473 amino acids. Gene Ontology annotation, molecular function: alpha-(1->6)-fucosyltransferase activity. The record is from RefSeq and is a predicted model, not a curated record. Gene Ontology annotation, biological process: protein N-linked glycosylation. The transcript has a single exon. NCBI's taxonomy places the organism in Eukaryota, Ichthyosporea, Ichthyophonida.
UACGUUGAUAGAUUAGGUCUUGCACUUGCUACAACUAACAUUGAAUUUUAGAUAUAGAACUGUUGCGAUAGAAAUAUUCUAUCUUUGACAAUGGGUCAUCUUAUGUACGACUGCUGCCGCACAAUUUAAAUGACGGCAAAAUGGAUACGCAUCAUCACUGCCGCGUACCAAGUCAGUUUUCCAAAAUCCUAAAUCCUAAAAUACUGUUUGUCUUAGUAACAAUUUGCUUGUUCGCUUGGUUUAGUUUGAAAACAAAUAUACUUACGAGCUUUGAUUACUACUCAACGUACAAAAACACAAGCGGUGAUCCCAUAUUCAUGCCCAGAUCCGCUCAGAAGUGGGUGGAAAGAUGCCGCGAGUUUGUCUCGGAAUCAGACCGUGUAUGCCUUGAUCAACAUGGCUUUUGGGAACACUACACAGUUUUAGAGACCGAAGAGGAGGUCCCCAUAUCUGUUCGUAACUUAACGUGUGUAGCUGCUGCAUCUAUCUUCAAACACCAGAUGUGCGACCUGGAAUGUAAUAAAGGUUGGUUUUUUUCGGUCCGAAAGACGGGCACGGGAACGGGUUCGAGAUGGCACACAUAUACAAGAGGCAUCAUGCGCUCAUUGGACACAGAUAAAUUUGUAAGAUUGUGGGAGGAUGAAGGGCCUUUCCACUUCUACAAAACGGACACGUGUCCUGAGGGAAGUGAAAGUUGCUACUUUUCCAGGAGUGAUCGAUGUCUCCCACACGAUAUCGCAGAGAACACUACCACGGACAUUUCCACGCAAAAAGUGACGUGGGACUACAACUCGCGAAAUGUGUCAAACAUUGCUCUCGCUACGGAUCUGGGACAGUCGUAUAUGUGGUUAACUUCCCAGGUCAUGUUUUUCUUGCUACAACCUUUGCCUAUUGUGAGUGAUUGGGUGGAUGAGUUCUGGAGGGAGGGUUCAGAGUGGCGUAUAUCAACGGGGAAGGUCAGCAGAUAUGAACCGUACAUUACAAUGCACGUGAGAUGGGGUGACAAAUGCGGUUGGGAGAAUGAACAGGGUAAGGAGGCCGAGUGUGUGCCUUUUUCGAAGUACAUGCAAGCUGCCGACAACCUACGAGAUAGUAAUCCACAACUGAAACACAUCGUGUUGUCUACCGAAGAUAAUAAAGCGCUGGAGACGCUUGAUGAUUAUACACACCACUGGACGUUUAGUUACACACGAACGGACCGAAAAGGGGCUGCUUUGCAGAGCAUGAUGCGUAGCCGAAGUGACACUGAUUUCCAGGCCCACGAGGUCAAGAACUCUCUGAUUAAUUUUUAUGUGAGUGUGUAUGCACAAGCGGCUGUGUACACAGCAUCAAGCAAUUGGAGUCGAGCUUUUCUUAGAUUUAGUAGGGCAUUACGCGGCCGAAUUAUUGACAAUGUGAGUAUGGAUGGCUGGAUCAACGACGUUGUAGUGUCAGGAGUGUCGAGUCAGUUAUUAGGGGAAAUUAAAGGGCAUUCAGCACCCGAGGGAGGGAGGUAUUGCUUCGACGCGCUUGAAGCUUGUCCUACUCAGCGUAGUGCAGUAUUAAGUAGGUCGCCAACCUAAAUUUAAAAACAAAAAAACUAAUUCAGUAGAAGCUCACGUAUACUAGCAGAAGGGAUUGUCACAUGUAUGCACACCUACGUGUGUGUAUCAUUUAUAC